GUAGUCCUCGCCCGCCUCGUCGCUUCCAGUACCAUCUUUCAUCUUCCAGGAGAGCUGGUUGGACGUUUUACUGCCACAGUUUUGCGAGCAGAGCAGGGAUUCAACCCAGCCAUGUCCGAGGAGGUUGAAGGAACGAGGACUUCUGAAGAACAGCAGGAAAUGGAGGACAAAGUAAUCAGUCCAGAGAAAUCUGAGGAGGCCAAACUGAAGGCCAGGUACCCUAACCUUGGAGCCAAGCCCGGAGGCUCAGACCUUCUCAGGAAAAGACUUCAGAAAGGGCAAAAGUAUUUCGACUCUGGUGACUACAACAUGGCCAAGGCAAAGAUGAAGAAUAAACAGUUGCCAUCGGCUCCAACAGAGAAGUCUGAGAUUACAGGCGGGCACAUCCCAACACCUCAGGACCUGCCGCAGAGAAAGACUUCGAUCGUGGCCAGCAAACUGGCUGGUUGAUGGUUUUAAGUUUACUGUUUUGUUACCAUUCCAAACCCACUUCAUAUCUACCUGUUUGUUUACGUUUUUUUUGCUUAUUUUUCACCUUUGUAUGUAUUCUCUAAGAACAAGUUGCGUACCAAGUCAAAUUCUUGAGGAAAAUUGGCAACUGUCAGCCACUGAGUUGUCAGUGAGUUAAAUCUAACAAAGUAGUUGCUAAAAAUGUUUCUCAAGAUCGUAUAAAAAGACUGAAUAGUGAUUAAUUUCUGAACAUGAUAUCACACUCGUAAAUAUGAAUGGAUGUUAGUGCUAUCUUAUUUACACAGAAUGUUUUCACUUUGAAGGAUAUAUGCCUCCAUGCAAAUUGCCUGAGCAGCUGAAGAGACUGUACAUUUAGCCAUGUUGCUAAAUUUAAAAAAGAAAAAAAAGACUUGAAUUAUGACCACAGAGAAAAUAUUGUCAGUUCGCAUUGAUAUAUGUAUGAGGUAGUAAUCUACAGAUAUACCUUCAAGUUUGAAGCUUUUUUGCGUAUUCACCCAUUCACAUGGAGGCAUGUCUGCUUAAAUAGUGAAAAGUGAAGUAAUCCAGCUUUGUUUGUUUUUGUUUUCUAAUACUUGAUUGUGUCUCUUCCUCUCUCUGUGAAGCGGUUUGAUUCUCAAAGUACUGAAGAUUAGAUCACACACACACACACACACACUUUGUAGCCAGUUGUAUUUCAAUUAAUUUUAGUGACAUUGGUUUGCAAAGACUUGCUGCUGCUGGUCUCCAUUUCAUUCUGACCUCUAAAAUGGCCUUAAAAGUAAUGUACCUUCUUGAGCAAUAUUUGCUCCCUCAGUGAAAAUCUUAGUUGUGAAUUUUGCCUGAAAUGUCUGUCACUGUCUGACUGGAAUCACUUAGGAUUUUAUGGAAAGAAACUCCCUUGAUGUGUUUGGAAGUGUGCCUGUGCAUUUACUGUGCGGUCACACUGUGCCAUUUGUUUUGUAAAUAAAAUAGUUUUGCAUAAUUUCUUAUAAGUACACU
Molecule: messenger RNA, 1449 nt
Organism: Morone saxatilis (striped sea-bass)
Lineage: Eukaryota; Metazoa; Chordata; Actinopteri; Moronidae
Gene: arpp19b
Product: cAMP-regulated phosphoprotein 19b
Exons: 3
Coding region: 112-450 (112 amino acids)
Cellular component (GO): cytoplasm
Molecular function (GO): protein phosphatase inhibitor activity
Source: RefSeq, a predicted model, not a curated record